Molecule: messenger RNA, 1200 nt
Organism: Helobdella robusta
Lineage: Eukaryota; Metazoa; Annelida; Clitellata; Rhynchobdellida; Glossiphoniidae
Exons: 3
Coding region: 1-1200 (399 amino acids)
Source: RefSeq, a predicted model, not a curated record
AUGGAAUUUAUUAGAAACAACAAAGGUGGUUUGCAACUUUGCUAUAAUGGGUACGCCUUCAACAAAAAAAAUAACAAAAAAACAACAAUGAAUGCAGUAUUAAGUGUCACACCUCAUACACAUCCAUCGAGUGAAUCAGAAAUUGAAAAACUCAAAGUAAUCAACAGGAUGAAACAAGCUGCAUGUUUAGUGUCAACGUCGAAACCAACACACGUAUACGCAUCAGAAUUGGUCAGCAUGAAUGAAGAUGUCAAAAGAAAAUUAACUUCAAAAGACCACAUGACAAGGAGACUUAGAUAUCAAAAAAGAAAACAUUUUCCAAAAGAACCUGAAUCUGCGACAGAUUUGAAUAUUCCGGACGAUUUUAAAACAAUUAGUAGCACAAGUGACACGCCGUUCCUCAUCUAUGAAGAAUUAUUCAGAGCUUUGAAGGAUGUUGCACAGAGACAUCAAUUAACAUUACAACCAACUGAUGUUAUGAUUGAUUUCGAAAUUGCCCCCCGGAGAGGAAUUCAAGACGUGUUUGGUCACCACGUUCAGAUUAAAGCAUGUUUUUUUCAUCUGACACAAAGUUCCUGGAGGAAAAUUAAUGAACUUGGAUUAAGUGCGACUUAUAAGCAAAAUGAAAACAUAAGACACUUUGUAGGAAUGGUCGAUGGGCUCGCCUUUCUACGAAUCCAAGAUGUGGAAGAAGGGAUAAUUUAUUUGUUAAAUAACAUCCCAAAUAAUGAUGACGACAUAAGAAAAUUUGUCAAUUAUUUUGAUGAAUUUUAUUGUCGUGGAAAAUUAAGAAUAGUGCCCGGCAAUAAUCCACUCACCAUACUUUUGAGGAGGACACCACCAGUAUUUCCCCCUGAACUUUGGAACAUGAAUGAAAUAACAGUUAGUGGGAAUGCUCGAACAAACAAUAUUUGCGAAGGCUGGAACAGUUCUUUUAGGAGUUUAGUGGGCCAUUCUAACCCGUCAAUUUGGAACUUACUGAGAGCUUUCCAGUUAGACAGAUCGAUGAAUAUCAAUGCAUUUAAUCAACUUCAAGAAGGUCGACCAACCUUGAAAAAAACAUCUCAACACACAAUUAACCAUCAACGAAGAUUGCGAAACAUUUGCAACGAUCUGAAUAAUGAGUUUGUUACCAUACCCAUAGCUUUACAAGCGAUAGGACAUACCAUACUACUUACAAGAGAUUACGAUUACAUUUAA